Messenger RNA from Sitophilus oryzae (rice weevil), 1817 nucleotides. RefSeq lists its product as uncharacterized. Gene Ontology annotation, biological process: apoptotic DNA fragmentation. The record is from RefSeq and is a predicted model, not a curated record. The transcript has 2 exons. The coding region runs from base 107 to 1294 and encodes 395 amino acids. Gene Ontology annotation, cellular component: mitochondrial inner membrane; nucleus. NCBI's taxonomy places the organism in Eukaryota, Metazoa, Arthropoda, Insecta, Coleoptera, Curculionidae. Gene Ontology annotation, molecular function: metal ion binding; RNA endonuclease activity; single-stranded DNA endonuclease activity.
AGUACAGAUACUUAUACCUAUUCAUUAUAAAUAUUAACUCUACUCCAGUAAUUCAUUAAAACAAUGAAUUUAAAAUAAGAUACUUAUAAAUCUAGUCCCAAAGAUAAUGGACAACAAAAUUUAUAUAAUUUUUGCUGUUAUAGCUUUUGUGCAAAAAGUUAAUUCAGGUCUGCUGGACUGUCGGAUUUCACCUUACGGAAACUUGUCACCAAUAGUGGUACUGCACAAUCAGAAUGAGUUUCUCUAUCCAGAGUUCCACGAUCUUGAUCUGAGGUUUCCCCCAGGAACUUCUGUGGAUUUCUUAUGCCCCGGUGGAGAAAUUAUUAUCGGCUCGAACACUUACACAGAUAUCAGCAUGGCUACUUGUAUAGUGGGGAGUUUAUUCGAAAUACACAGUCAACAUGUCGAUUUCAAUGACAUCACUUGCAGCAGAAUACCAGAUAAAAACGCCCGUUACACAGGACUGGAUUGUGAAAACAACGGAAAAGAGAUAGAAAUAGGCUUCGAAACAUCAAAUAAUUUUUUGAGAACUGUUUUAGUUUGUUUCGACCAGUCCACACAGCUGGCGCUCCAUACUCGUGUCAACAUUACCAGAGCUAUCAACAAGCGCGUAACUAGUACUCCCAGGCCCAGUUUCAUACAAGGGAGAUCCUUGUAUUCCAUUACAUCGGUGAAUAGCUAUUAUACUCGAGUAAAUCAACGUACAACCAUCAAUAACCAACUAGGCUUACCAGCAGAGUCUACGCAAUAUAUUAAUACCAAUACAUAUUAUUUGGCCAGAGGUCAUAUGACUGCCAGAUCAGACAAUUUCUAUCCAUCUGAACAAAAUUCAACCUUCUUUUUUGUUAACGCUGCUCCCCAAUGGCAAAUAUUCAAUGCAGGGAAUUGGUACAAAGUUGAGAUUAGCGUGCGUGAUUACGCCGAGGCAAAUGAUGUAGACCUCAUUCAGUGGACGGGAGUAUAUGGUGUACUAACACUGCCAGACUCUAGAGGUCAUCCUACGGAAUUAUACAUCUAUGAUGUGAACGGAGUAAAAAAUCUACCAGUUCCAGAAAUUUUCUGGAAAGUAGUGUAUGAUCCAAUAUCUCUCAGAGGUAUAGCAAUUAUUGGACUAAAUAAUCCUUACGCAAAAAGUUAUACAGUAUUUUGUGAUGAUGUGUCUGAUCAAAUAGAUUGGAUACACGUAGCCUGGGAUUCUGUCCCUGAGGGUCUUAUAUAUGCUUGCGAGAUUGAAGAUUUUAAGAAAACUGUCAGUUAUGUACCAAGUUUUCCCGUUUCUGGUCUCUUAGUCUAAUAUACCUAUAUAACUCAUAUUGUACAAUAUGGUAUUUUGACAUUGCAUUAACUAAUAGUGUAUAAUAGAGUGUAAUGUGACAACUAUUACAUACUUUUAAAUUCAUUUUUAAAAUAAUGGUCGUUAAAAAAAUAGGUAUAAAAUAAAUAGCGACACAAUAUUUUUUUUCAAAUUCCCAUACCCUCUGUCUGUAAUAAAAAACCUGUAAAAUAUAAUUUGUCAAGAUAAUAUUGUAUGUAAAUUUUGGUAUGUUUAAUACGCUCAGCAUUAUACAGAGCUAAGAAGGCACUAUAAAUACCAAAUUUCCAAUAUUUGCCCCUAAGCAAUAACAUAUUUUAAUUAAAAACAUAUAUAAUUUUCUAUUGUAACUAAAUUAAUUAAUGGUCUAAUUAAUGAAUAUGUAAUUAAAAUUUUAAUAUUCAAAUAAAUAGGUACUAAUAAGUGAGAAUGAUUUACCCAUUUAUUUUAUAAGUCUAUUUGUGAGGAUUUUAAUAAAGGAGGUACUGCAUUCAAUUAUAAAGAG